Molecule: messenger RNA, 954 nt
Organism: Salpingoeca rosetta
Lineage: Eukaryota; Choanoflagellata; Craspedida; Salpingoecidae
Exons: 3
Coding region: 16-579 (187 amino acids)
Source: RefSeq, a predicted model, not a curated record
GCAGCCCACAGCAGCAUGCAACGUGCAGUCCGCAAAGUCCUUCCUCUGCGUGUGCGUGUUUUUGACGAUUUUCAGUCGAGUGUGUCUUGCUUGGUGUUGAUGACGAUGAGUGGUGACAACAACGACAUUGACGGUGCAAACAGCGGCAGCGGCAGCACGGGCGCUGCUGGCAGCGACACAGGAGGGACGGCCACGUUGGAGGACUUUGGGGACUGGGGACUGGAGGAUGACGGACCAAAGAGACCCGCCUGCUUUGAGUUCUUUGGACGGUGGAAACGAUGCACAACCGCUGUGAACCAGCUCAAGUCAUACUACAUCUAUGGGGAGAUUGACUCAUGUCAAGAAGAAUGGCAGGAUCUGAAGGAGUGCCUCAAGUGCAAAGUACAGAAGCCCGCCGUCGCUGCAGAGCGAUGGGAGGCAUACACGGGGAGUAAGAAGGCCAAGGAGGAGGCUGUGAGCCCUGUGGGCACCAUCUGGCCCACGCGGACAGAGGAGGAGCGACCAGACUACGGUGGGACACACGACACGUUGGAACCACCACGUGACACCUCAGCAAAGCUUCCAGACAACACCAACUGAGAGCCAGCAAACCAAAGCAGCAAACAAGACGCCAAGCAGGCAUGAUGUGGACGUCACAUCACCUCAAAGUUGUGCACAAGACGAAGAGGGUAUUCAAUGGCAGACGUGUGGACAUGAAUGUGUUUCUGCGUCUGUCUGUCUGUGUGCGUCUGUCUUUCUGUGUGUGUGUGUGUGUGUGUGUGUGUGUGUGUGUGUGCGCGCGCGUGUGUGUGUGUGUGGCUGUAUGUCUGUUGCAUAUGUGUGUGUGUUUAAUGACAGGAGACAAGGUUGGGAGGAGUGCCACUUUGACAGCAGACACGAUAGCAGAAGCGCGCUUCACGUGGCAUGCCACGAGAGGUCCAUGUUACCAGUCACAAUACACAAACAAAUGCACAA